AUGGCAGAGGCAACGACGACGCAAAAGGCAGUUGUGGCAACAGGCACGGGCGAGGACUUUGGAUCGCACAUUGUCAUCGCGGACGUGGCAGCGCCGGCUGGAAGCCCCGCCGACGGAUUUGUUCGGGUCAAGGUGGCGGCGGCUGCGCUCAACCCGGUCGACUGGAAGAUGGUCAAGUACAACUUUCUGGUUGCGGUUGAGAACCAAGUGCUCGGAUGCGAUGUGGCCGGAACAGUGGUGGCGCUUGGCGCCGGGGUGGACGAGCUGGCUGUGGGCGACGAGGUCUUUGGCUUUCAGUCGAUCGACAUCGCCAACGGCACGUUCCAGGACGUGCUGGACAUUCCAGCGUACCUGCUCCUCAAGCGACCGGCGCAUCUGAGCGCGACCGAGGCCGCGACGCUGCCCGUGGCACUCUACACGGCCGUGUUUGGUAUCUUCCGCGACCAGCCUGGCGCGGGCGCGUCGCACGCGUUUGAGCGCGAUGCGGCCGGCGGCGCGCCGUUCCUGGUCUGGGGCGGCUCGUCGUCGGUGGGUCAGGUUGUGAUCCAGCUUGCAGCAGCAGCCGGCUUUCAUGUCAUCGCGGUGGCAUCGGCCAAGCAGCACUCAUACCUGCGCGAGCUCGGCGCGGCGGUGACGGUCGACUACCACGAUGACGACGUCGACGCCCAGAUCAGAGCGGCGGCCGAGGCCGCUGGCGCUCCGCUGCGCUACGCGUUUGACACCGUUUCGGUGGCGACGACGCUGCGCAGCGCCAAGCUCCUGGAUGCGUCUGCUGACGCGCCAGGCUUUGUCACCACCAUCACGGACGUGCCCGAGGAGGCUGUCGCCAACGUCUCGGUCAUCCACACGCUCAUGGCCAACAUCCACGCCGAUGGCGACAAGAAGGCGUUCAUGCUUGACGCACGGAAAAAGAUUGCUGCGUGGGUCGCCGAGCUCCCCGUCAAGAGCAAUCCCGUGACCGUCAUCGGUACAACAUGGGACGCAGUUCCUGCCGGUCUCGAGCGCCAGCACGCCGGCGUCUCCUGCACCAAGCUUGUCAUCGAUCGCGCCGAGGCUUAG
This is a messenger RNA of Thecamonas trahens ATCC 50062, 1059 nucleotides long. Its product is annotated as patentmatch against protein AC Tremblnew. The transcript has a single exon. The coding region runs from base 1 to 1059 and encodes 352 amino acids. Lineage: Eukaryota; Apusomonadida; Apusomonadidae. The record is from RefSeq and is a predicted model, not a curated record. Gene Ontology annotation, molecular function: oxidoreductase activity, acting on NAD(P)H.